AUGAUGACCCCAAUGCGUUAUAUCGUAUUGGUUCUUGUCAUAAUCCUUAGCUUGCACUACAUCAUGAGCUUCUCGCAUGAAGAGUAUGGCAAAGCCACCUCAUUGGACCGCAUCAAGCAAUCCUGGUCUGGCCCUAAUCCCCCGUACAAAGGCGGAAUUCCGGAUGAAUACUAUAAGCCGUCCGCUCCAGUGGACCUCCCCGAUCGCAAAGCCAACGCGACCUUUGUCAUGCUCGUGCGCAACAGCGACCUCACGGGUAUCUUGGGAAGCAUGAAGCAGAUUGAGGACCGCUUCAACAGGAAAUUCCAAUACCCCUACGUCUUCCUCAAUGAGGAACCGUUUACGGACGAGUUCAAGAAGCAUAUUACUUCACUCACUGAUGCCCCUGUCGAGUUUGGUCUAAUUCCGAAUGAAGACUGGGUGCAGCCACCCCAUAUCGACGAGGAGCGUGCAACUAAGGCGAGGCAAGAGAUGGUUGACCAGGGUGUCAUUUACGGAGGUGCAUACCGCAACAUGUGUCGCUUCAAUUCGGGACUUUUCUUCAAGCAAGAACUCCUGCAGAAGUACAAGUACUACUGGAGAGUCGAGCCAGACAUCAAAAUCUUCUGUGACGUCGACUAUGAUCCUUUCCUUGUCAUGCAGGAUCAAGACAAAGUUUAUGGUUUCACCAUCUCGCUUUACGAGUAUCCUGCCACCAUUCCAACAUUAUGGGAUACCACAAGAAAAUUCAUCAAAGAGAACCCUGGUCUCAUGGCUCCCGAUAACGCCAUGGGUUUCAUCUCUGACGACGGCGGUGAAACUUACAACCGCUGCCAUUUCUGGAGCAACUUCGAGAUAGGCAGCCUUGACUUCUGGAGGGGUGAAGGUUACACGAAAUACUUUGACUACUUGGACAAGGAGGGGGGCUUCUAUUACGAGCGCUGGGGUGAUGCGCCAGUCCACAGCAUUGGUGCCGCCUUGUUCGCCAACAAGAGUCAGAUCCACUUCUUUAACGAUAUAGGGUAUCGGCACGAGCCCUUCCAACACUGUCCACAAGGCGACGUGCACGCUGCCGGCAGAUGCUGGUGCAACCCAUCAGAGAACUUCGAUUACGAGUGGUAUUCGUGUCUGAAUCGAUACGACCAGAUGUUCUAA
Molecule: messenger RNA, 1134 nt
Organism: Coniophora puteana RWD-64-598 SS2
Lineage: Eukaryota; Fungi; Basidiomycota; Agaricomycetes; Boletales; Coniophoraceae
Product: glycosyltransferase family 15 protein
Exons: 11
Coding region: 1-1134 (377 amino acids)
Biological process (GO): cell wall mannoprotein biosynthetic process; protein N-linked glycosylation
Cellular component (GO): membrane; Golgi apparatus
Molecular function (GO): alpha-1,2-mannosyltransferase activity
Source: RefSeq, a predicted model, not a curated record